CGGGGAGACGGGCCCCAUCGAUACAACACAACUGCACACAUAAGCACUUACUAAUAAUAAAGCUCUGUUUGUAUGUCAUUUUCAUGGAGAGCCGCCGCUAACACAUAUGGAGUGUCAAGAGGAAAAGCCAAUCAUCUAUACCAUGGAAAACAAGCCGAUUGUAACAUGUGCUGGAGAUCAGGGCUUGUUUACGUCUCUGUAUACCUCAUUGGCCCAGCAGCUUCCCAGGGAGCCAAUGGAGUGGAGGAGGACUUACGGCCGUGCACCAAAAAUGAUCCACCUUGAAGCUAAUUUUGUCCAGUUUAAAGAGGAGCUCCUCCCGAAGGAGGGCAACAAGGCUCUUCUCACCUUCCCCUUCCUCCACAUCUACUGGACUGACUGCUGUGAUACGGAAAUGUACAAGAGCUCAGUGAAGGAGGACAUGCUGCGCUGGCAGAACAGCUUGAAGACCCACGGCUCGGCGGACUGGGUCAUCAUCGUCGUGGAGACCAACGACACGAAGAAGAAGAACAAGCCCAACAUCCUGCCUCGGUCGUCCAUCGUGGACAAGAUCCGCAGUGACUUCUGCAACAAGCAGAACGACAGGUGUGUGGUUCUGUCCGAUCCUCUGAAGGACUCGUCUCGGUCUCAGGAGUCCUGGAAUUCUUUGCUGCUGAAGCUGCGAACUCUCCUCCUCAUGUCCUUCACCAAGAACCUGGGCCGCUUCGAGGACGACAUGCGAACGCUCCGAGAGAAACGCACGCAGCCCGGCUGGAGCUUCUGUGAAUACUUCAUGGUCCAGGAGGAGCUGGCCUUUGUUUUUGAGAUGCUGCAGCAGUUUGAGGAUGCCUUGGUCCAGUACGAUGAACUAGAUGCUCUAUUUACACAGUACGUCCUCAACUUUGGAGCUGGAGACACAGCUAACUGGCUCGGCUCAUUCUGCGCCCCGGUGCGUAACUGGAGCGGCCUGCUGCUCCGGAGGCCCAUCGACAUGGAGAAGAGGGACGGGAUUCAGCGUGGAGAGGCCAGCCUGUUAGACCUGAGGAGCUACCUGUUCUCCCGCCAGUGCACUUUACUCAUCUUCCUCCAGAGGCCGUGGGAGGUCACGCAGAGAGCCCUGGAGCUGCUCCACAACUGUGUCCAAGAGCUGCGCCUGCUGGAGGUGUCGGUUCUCGAGGGCGCCCUGGACUGCUGGGUGUUCCUCAGCUGUUUGGAGGUUCUCCACAGGAUUGAAGGCUGCUGCGAUCAGGCCGUUUUAGCUGCAAACUGCUCCCACACCGUCGGGCUCUGGGCUUACGCUACAGACAAACUGAAGUCUCUGGGGGAACUUUGUGGCCUGGUGUCAGAAAAGGGACCCACGUCUGAAGACCUGAACAGGACCGUAGAUCUGCUGGCUGGACUGGGAGAUGAGAGGCCUGAGACUGUUAGCAGUUUGCAGAGCCCUUACAAAAAACUGAAAGAAGCUUUGUCGUCUGUAGAAGCUUUUGAAAGGCACUAUCUUGAACUUUCUCAUGCUGCUAUGGAAAUGUACCGGGCCAUCGGCCGGCUGAGGUCUGCCCGACUCGUGGGAAAAAGCCUGGCUGAGUUCUACAUGAAGAAGGGGGACCCUGAACGGGCGGAAACCUUCUUGCAGGAAGCUUUGAAGUCGUACGUAUCAGAGGGGUGGAGCCUCCCUGUGACUCACACCAGGAAACAAAUCGCUGAGUGUCAGAAACUGCUGGACAGAACUGAAGACUACUUAAGAACCAGUGCCUUGUUGGCUGGUGAUGGGAAUCUGACCACAGAGGAGAGAAAGCACUUUUGUCAAGAAAUUCUGAGCUUUGCCGGCAAGUCUGGGGAUCAGUCUCCUAAAGUUACCCUCAGCAUGAGCGUUUUCACUCAGCUCACGCGGCUCCAGUUCCACCCAGCGACGGCCUCGGUGCACUCUGGAGCCGUCCUGCAGGUGGAGCUCACGCUGCGAUGCUUGAUGCCCGUGUCGGUGCGCAUGCAGCAGCUAGCGGCUAGCAUUCACUUCGACAUCGAUCGCGGAGGGACUCACGGAAGGUCUAAGGGGGCUCAGAGACAAACAAACCCGGGGACGGUGGAGUUUAACCAGGGCAGCUCUUCGGUGGGUCCUCCCUCGUCCUCGUCCAACGCCCUUCCCUCGUUAGAGCUGGAUGAGAUUCAGGACAGGAGUCCCUCGGACAAUUCUCUCAACUCCACGGGGGUGGUGUGUAAAAACACUCACUUGCUCAUGCGUCGUCAUGACAGCAGCUCACCUCCGGACACGCCCAACUGUGUCAGCCCCCCGACUGUCGCCAUGAAGGAAGGAGCGCAGAUGCUGAAGGUGCAGGAUGUAACGUUAGAGCCUGGGAACAACAGCAUCAUCUUCACGGCACCAAGUGGACAACCAGGUGUUUACACGUUGCGCCAGCUGUGUGCCACGGUUGGCGAGGUGCAGUUUGUCCUGCCUCAUAUCUACCCAUCGGUCCAGUAUGAAGUAUAUUCUCAGGAGCCCCAGCUCACAGUGGAGCCUCUCUCAGAGCCACUGUUAGCUGGUCUGCCUCAGAUGGUGAAGUUUACUCUGCUGACGGGUCACUACACUGUGAAGAAAGGAGACGCCCUGCAGCUCAGCAACACGGACACCAUGCCCAUCCUGCCCUCCGCCAGCUGCACCGCACGCAUCAGCAGCCCUUCUGCUGAGUUGGUCGGUGAAAGCGUCCUGUCCAUCCAGUCGUCCGAGAAGGUGACCAGCAUCGCCCUUCCUCCCACCCCUCCCUACCACACUCUGGAGUUCCAGCUGGAGGUUCUGUGCAUCAUCCCAUCCGGGUCCGAACGGCCCCCCAACGAGAGGCUGACCAACGGGGAGGUCCGUCAUCGGCCGCGCAGCUACAGCCAUCCCGACACGCCCAUGACCGCCAUCGACCAGAGAAUGUCCAUCGACUGUCCAUGGUCGAUCUACUCCACACUGCUCACCCUCACCUUCUACAUCCCCUUCAAGACCAAACACUCACUGCUUUCUGCGGGUAACAGGAAGUACAUCCAGGUGUGCGUGCAGAAUGUGUCCGAUGUGAACUUCACGCUGGCAGAAGUGAAACUGGCAGAGAAGCAGCACGCGUCGCUGGAGCUACAGUCUCUCAACACUAAAUCACAGCAGCUGCUGUGCAGUAAGCACAGCGUGUUCUGCUUGUGGGAGGUGAGGUGGAAGGACGACCUGCCCUCCUGUCUCCACUGCGUCUUCUCUGCCAACUUCUCUCCUCUCAACCAAGACGUCUCCGCCUUCAAACCUUUCCACUACCAGUUCCAGCUCGAGAGAGUCACUACAUUGUACAGCGUGAGAGCGGAGAUCUUGCCUCCUGCUGGCGAGCAGCACUGCCGCUCCGGCCUCCUCUGUGGACUGGAGGUGUGCAUCACACGACUGACCGAACCUGCAGAGGGCGAGAUGGCGGAGGACAGCAAAACUGACACGGACGGCCUCAAAACCACCAAACUCAUGUAUGAAGUGGCUGACAGCAGCAGUAACUGGGCCGUGUGUGGGAAGAGUUCGGGGUUGGUGUCGAUGCCGGUGACGGCCAACGCUACACACAAGGUCCAGAUCGAGGUGAUGCCUCUGUUCGCGGGACACCUCCCCUUCCCCAAGAUCAAAGUGCUGAAGUACCUGCCUCACACCUCAGCGGUGGCCAUUCAGCCAGACCCCGACAGCUGCGUGGAGAACGACAGUUUGUCCCUGCUGGACAAAACGCUGGACGACCAGGGGGACACGGCGAGCAUCCGCAGCCGGGGCAGCAUCCACUCGGUGGGCAGCGGCGACCAGCAGCAGAAGGGCGUGGCCAUGCCUCGCCUGGAGCCCUUCAGCCCCGGACAGGUGUUCAACAACAGCCACGCGCGGCAGGUCCUGGUGCUGCCCGCCACCGACGACCACAUCAUGGAGGUCAACGCUACAUGACCCUGGUGGCGACACCGCACGCCGCCGCCGCCGCUGCCGCCGCCGCCACCCACCUCUUCUCCUUCUUCUUCUUCUUCUUCUUCUUCUUGUUGUAGGACUGAACCCAGGCCCUGGACGGACUCUGCUGAGCCUCGGCUCCGGGGCCGAUCAGAUCCGUGAGUCCACCUCAAAGACCGCUGCAGGUUUUCCGAUACGGACUCACCCCUUAGCAUGAAACAUCACUGGAGACGUUACGGACUAGACAGUGACGGAGCCAAUGACAUCUGCUGACGAAUUUAAAUAAAGAUUUUUCUUUGCCAUA
Molecule: messenger RNA, 4205 nt
Organism: Mugil cephalus (flathead mullet)
Lineage: Eukaryota; Metazoa; Chordata; Actinopteri; Mugiliformes; Mugilidae
Gene: trappc10
Product: trafficking protein particle complex subunit 10
Exons: 23
Coding region: 107-3904 (1265 amino acids)
Biological process (GO): early endosome to Golgi transport; intra-Golgi vesicle-mediated transport
Cellular component (GO): TRAPPII protein complex
Molecular function (GO): protein binding
Source: RefSeq, a predicted model, not a curated record